Lytechinus variegatus (green sea urchin) is the source of this 1142-nucleotide messenger RNA. RefSeq names its product transmembrane protein 234-like. NCBI's taxonomy places the organism in Eukaryota, Metazoa, Echinodermata, Echinoidea, Temnopleuroida, Toxopneustidae. The record is from RefSeq and is a predicted model, not a curated record. The transcript has 5 exons. The coding region runs from base 105 to 506 and encodes 133 amino acids.
GAAAACAUAAAAGAGUCUGCUAAGACUAAACUUUCUAAAGCCUCACCACUCGUAAACUUUGAUUCAAUGUAUUUUAACGCCAAUUGUUCUUUGAUAUAAUAAAGAUGGAGGAUAAUGAUGGUGGAUCUCUCGCAGCUCUCUGGCUUGUGGUUGUCGCUAUACUCUGGGGAGGAACUAACCCAUUCUUGAAGAGAGAGGGCGCUGGCAUUGAGUCGGUGAAACACAAGAAUGCUGUCGUGCAAUUCUUGUUCGAGAUGAAGCAUCUUUUCUUGAACUGGAAGUAUCUAUUGGCGUUCCUGAUCAAUCAAAGUGGAUCUGUCGUCUAUUACCUUACUCUUGCUUCUGCAGACUUAUCAAUGGUAGCCCCGAUUACAAAUUCCCUUACAUUUAUUGUCACAACAUUGACAGGCAAGAUUCUGGGAGAGAGGAUCGGAGGAACAGAAACAUACAUUGGAAUGGGGCUGGUGAUAAGUGGAGUAACGAUAUGCCUGAUGGAUAAGACCUGACACCGUUCUAGUAGUCUGUACUUUACUAUUGAUCACUUUGGGCAAGGUCUUACUGAGCAGGAUGAAUAUGAUGCUAUUGUGGUCCGUGGCAUGAAAGUUCGACGGGACAUGUGGUAAUGGAUUCAAAUCUCAGAAGGCUCUUUCGUUGAUAUCAACCUCGCAAAGGAGAUGCAAGUUGGCUCAUGUGGUAUUUCACUAGUCUGCAGUCACAGACCCUGAUUGCAAACUCUUAUCAAUAAGUGGGUCUUCCCACGAGACUAAGAUAAAGAAAACUUUCUGUUUCAACGAGAGGGAUCUUCAAAUCUUCAUGAAAACUUACAGGGAUAGAGCUGUUUUGUCAGUUGCGUCUCAGCUUUGGAAUUCUUUACCAAUCCAACUUUGUAAUUGUAACAACUUUGAGACCUUCAAUUCUGAACUAAUUUACACCCAUCUUUUCCAACAACUUUGUGAAUAAUGUGUGACAUAUUGGGGAGCCAAUGACUUUAAAUGUUUUUUUUUGUAGAUAAAUAGCGCGAUACAAAUGCUGUUCAACACCAUCAUCAUCUUUUGUACACAAGUUACUGGCAGUGACAGACCACUUUCCUUGAUUGAAGGGUUUGCACAGCAGACUCACAAGCAUCAAUCAGCCUUAUGCAU